CUUCGUCACCCUCAUCCUCAUCACCACCAUCCACCCCGCACGACGGGCUCAUCCUCUCUCACCGCCGCGCAGCAUCUAUGCGCUUCGCUCUCUCAUCCGCCUCAGAGGCAUCGGCGGACGAGGAUGCGGCAGGCGAGGCGACCUUUGGCGGGCGUGAUCUGCGCACACGAGCUGGACGGUUAGGGAUCGCAUCCACAUCGACGGCCAAUCGAGCCAAGGCGCAGCAACAGCAGCUUCCCUCGACACUGCCUCGAGCAUCGAGCAGCAAAUCUGCGGCACAAUCAGAGUCACCAGAAGUCAAGCGCACCAAAUGGCUGCCACCGUGGAUCAAGGCUUCGCCUGAGCAGCAACGCCGACGUCGCGAUGGACAGGGCUCGGCAUCCGACUCGAGCGGUGGCAGCGGGCAGGAAGACGACGCCCGGGAGUCAAUGUCAGCUCGCAGACAAAGAAGACGGACACCGACUGCACAGCGUCAUCGGAUGCCCUCACGCAUAGCCUCUUCGUCCAGCUCAUCCCAGCUCAGCUCCGACCUCGAAGACGAGAGCGACGGCCAAGAGGAGCUAGCCUCGCCGGCACAUCGCCGCCGCACUCGUCGCAGAAGCCGUAGCCGGCGAGUGGCCGAUGAGGACGAAGAUGGCUCUUUUGCAUCUCGCGAAGACAGCAUCGAAGACGACGAAGCGUUGCGGAACAUCCGUCUAGCAGGGGACGAAGAGCAAUGGGACGGCGAGUGGGGCAACGUUCUCCGCAAGAGCUCGUCGCGGUGGAGCUCCCUCGUGGCUCGCCGCCAGACCCCAACACCAGCAGCGGGCGCCAGUGCCUCCUCACCUUCCAGUCUUGCCGCGGACAAAGGCUCCUUCAGCAUCGUCCGUCCUCCCGGCGGAGGCGCAAACUCCUCUAGCAGCCAGGAUAGUGAUCUGGCUCCUCUUCUCUCCCGCCUUCGAAUCGAAAAGGAGGAAGCAGAGCGUCAGACGCGAGCAGAGUUUGAAGCGCGAGAGAAGCGCCUAUGGGACGGAAUCGAAGCUGCGAUCAGCGCUGCUGAGCAGGAAGCGGCGAAGAGGGCGAAGCAGGAGGCAGAUAGGUUGGCCAAGGAGACGAGGGAGCGCGAAGAGAAGGAGCGUCUUUUCAAAGAGGCGCAAGAGGCGGAACAGAGGCGCAAGAAAGAGGAGGAAGAGCGUAGUGCCGCUGCGACCAAGGCGAAGAAGGAGGAAGAGGAUCGCCGUGCCCGUGCCGAAGAGGAGCAGAAGGCUCGCGACGCCAAAGCCGCUGCGGACAGCGAAGCUCUCGCCGGCCUCGCAGGUGGGAGUGCCCUUCUCUCCGCAGCUCGCAAGGACUGGGCUCACUGGCGCGACGAGAUGGCUCGCAUCAAACGCGAAGUUCUCCCCGUCGUCAAGUCCAACCCAGCUUGGAAGAAGUCCUGCUUUGUGGCUAAGCGCCAGAUUACCCCCAAAAUUGGGCAGCUGACCAACUCUCGCACCGAGAUUGAUCGCAUCGCCUCUGCCAUCUCCUCCCUCCUGAGCGAGGCCAAGUCCGCGCCGGGCUGCGAGAAGGGGGAGAUCUACGAGUGGGUACUGAACCAUCUGGCCAAGUGUCUGAUCAGGCAGGCAGAACAGGAAGUCGCAGUCAAGGUGGAUACGGCCUACCCGCUCGCCCGGCUCGUGUUGCGCAUCAUGCUUGCAGGCGGUCAUGCAGAAGGGCUGGGCAAAGUGCUCAUGGCCCGUCUGGUUAAGAAGAGCCCCUGGGUCGUAGGCUACGUUCCGAGCAGGGCGGACGCGCCUGACGUUCAGGAGGAUCCGACUGCUCUGGCCAAGCUGGUGGGCAAGUCCUCUCCCGACGAGACAAGCGUCCAGUUCACCUCACGGCAGGCCGGUAUUCUAGCAUUCUACUUCGCCCUCUGCCAAACGGACCUGGUCGACUCUGCUGCCCCCGGCACUACCGCAGUAACUGCAGCUCAGCAGGUGCCCUCCCAAUUCCAUCCCUCCGCCCUCUGGCAUUGGAGCGCCCGCUGUGUCACUCCACCGAUGACAGGCCACGCCUUGAUCGCCACCCUCUGGUGCACGCUACUAGACGUAGCAUCGCCGUACUUGCUGGAACGGUACCCCUCCCAAUUCGCCAAGGUGCUGCGGCUCCUGUUGAAGGAGGGCCUCAGGGGCGAGAAGGCGGGCUUUGUCAAGUUGGAAGAAGCGACGAGCGCGAGAGGGAGAUUGAGGUUAUUGUUGGAAGAGUGGGAGAAGGAGGGAAGGGUGAAGGAGGCGGGCAAGGGACGAGCGGUGGACCCAUAGUCGAAAGGAGGCAGAACAAGUGGACUGCUUAUCUUGGUUUCUUUACAGCAUUAACAUCAUCAUACAAUCAGCAUCUUCUCAGCAUUUG
This is a messenger RNA of Jaminaea rosea, 2367 nucleotides long. RefSeq lists its product as hypothetical. NCBI's taxonomy places the organism in Eukaryota, Fungi, Basidiomycota, Exobasidiomycetes, Microstromatales. The record is from RefSeq and is a predicted model, not a curated record. Gene Ontology annotation, cellular component: nuclear pore cytoplasmic filaments; cytoplasm; nuclear pore. Gene Ontology annotation, molecular function: phospholipid binding; inositol hexakisphosphate binding; translation initiation factor binding. The coding region runs from base 78 to 2279 and encodes 733 amino acids. The transcript has a single exon. Gene Ontology annotation, biological process: poly(A)+ mRNA export from nucleus; regulation of translational initiation; regulation of translational termination.